UUGGCACUGACAUUUCUAGAGCCGAGGCGCAUGAGAGCACAAAUUUUUUAGGUUAUGUUGUGAUUAUAGCAUGGAAAAAUAAAUUAUUUAUUAUAAAAUAAAAGUUAUGGCAGAACCAGCAGCAACCAAACCUUCGGGCAAGAGUUGGCGUGAAAUAAAUCAAGAAAGGAAAGCUUUGAAACGUCAGAGAAAUGAGGAAAAAAUUGUAAAGCGUGAAAAGAGAGUCGCUUUGGAACGCGAAAAUGAAGCUAAGGUGCAGGCAGAGGUUGCUCGGGAGAAGAAGAAUGCCGAGAUUUCGACUGUUAGUAUAGCUGUACCGGGUUCUAUAUUGGAAAAUGCCCAGUCAGCGGAACUGCGGACUUAUUUAGCGGGUCAGAUAGCCAGAGCGGCCUGUGUAUUCUGUGUAGACGAAGUGAUCGUUUACGACGAUAUCGGCGACAAGAUAAACACUAAGAAGUCCAAAUUAGAAGAUGGUGAUGGUGUCGUCGUUGCACGUAAAUCUUGUGUGCAAUUGGCUCGUAUUUUACAAUAUUUGGAGUGUCCUCAGUACUUGAGGAAACAUUUCUUUCCUUUACACAAAGAUUUAGAAUUUGCUGGACUCCUCAAUCCCUUGGACGCACCACAUCACUUGAGAAUGUCUAAUGAUUUUCAGUUCAGGGAAGGAAUUACAAUGAAUAAAAAGACGAAGCCAGGAAGGGGUUCUCAAGUCAAUGUCGGACUUCUUCAAGACAUUUCCACUGACAAGCUUUUGAACCCAGGUAUCAGAGUAACAGUAAAAAUGCUUCCUACUCAGGAGGGGGGUAAGAAGCUUAAGGGCAAGAUUGUCAGCCUCACUACUCCAAGAGCUGAAACUGGGGUUUAUUGGGGAUAUACUGUCAGAAUUGCAAACAACUUGAGUCAAGUGUUUACACAGAGUCCUUAUAAGGAUGGGUAUGAUUUAACCAUAGGCACUUCUGACAAAGGUUCUCCUAUUGAUGAACUACCAGACAGAGAUGUUAAAUAUAAUCAUGCACUUAUUGUUUUUGGAGGGUUACAUGGUAUUGAAGCAGCAUUAGAAAGUGAUGAGCAACUGAAGGCUGAAGAAGCCAAUUUACUGUUCAAUCAUUACAUCAAUGUGUUACCUACUCAAGGUUCUAGAACUAUCAGAACUGAAGAAGCAGUUCUCAUUACUCUGGCAGGUCUUAGAAACAAAUUGAAAGCUACAAAUGAGCCAAUGGCCUUUACAGGUACUGGUAUCGCUGUAAGUUCAUCAUUCCCCACCUCAAAAGUGGAAUUAUCAGAUUCAGGCACUGAUAAUAAUUUAGAUUUAAGCAGAUUUGACUAAUUAUAAUAAACACGUCAAAUGA
This is a messenger RNA of Helicoverpa armigera (cotton bollworm), 1346 nucleotides long. Its product is annotated as putative methyltransferase C9orf114. The transcript has 3 exons. The record is from RefSeq and is a predicted model, not a curated record. Bases 107 to 1324 code for a protein of 405 amino acids. Lineage: Eukaryota; Metazoa; Arthropoda; Insecta; Lepidoptera; Noctuidae.